Molecule: messenger RNA, 6160 nt
Organism: Propithecus coquereli (Coquerel's sifaka)
Lineage: Eukaryota; Metazoa; Chordata; Mammalia; Primates; Indriidae
Gene: ESPNL
Product: espin-like
Exons: 9
Coding region: 1312-4617 (1101 amino acids)
Biological process (GO): actin filament bundle assembly
Cellular component (GO): cytoplasm
Molecular function (GO): actin filament binding
Source: RefSeq, a predicted model, not a curated record
AGAGCCAGACUCUGUUUCAAAAAAAAAAAAAAAGAAAAUAGGAAAUUUUUGCUUCCGUCAUGGUCUCCCACGUGCAUAUGUCAGAGUAGUCCCCUCAGGGCCCUUCUCCAGCCCUUAACAAACGCCCCCUCGAUCGACCCUGCCCUUUUGACCCAGCGUGCGGUGACCCCCAGCCAGGUGUGGCCCCUCAGCCAGGCCACUCUGCUCCCCGACCCCUGCCUGUCCCGUCGGGACACGCGCCAGCCUACAAGCCCUGUCCCAGUGCGUCACUCGGGCUGCAAGCCUGUGCGCUCCCCACCCUGGGGCUGAGGGCCUCCUUCCCUCCUGAGCACUCGCUUGGGCUCCGCUGCCACAGGUGUCUCCGAGUCCUGGCAGCCGGUGCUUAUAUGACUCUGGGUUGUGCCUGAGGGAGAAGAUCAGAUUGUCCCCAACCCGGCGUUCCUCCUAAUUGUAUUUGCGAGGGGUCCUUUUACCUCCACGAGAUGCUCUGUGGCGUCCUGACACGCACCGCGUGCCGGAUUGCACGGGAGCGGUUCCCAGUGCAGUGACACUUGUGUGCGGCUUACGGGGUGACACAAAGAACUGCAUGAUGCUGAGGAAACGACUGUCAGAAAUUAAAUGAAUUAAAGAUCUCAGGGCCCGGCGUGGCGUCUUUGUUUCUCCGUGGGUGCCGCGGUGCUCCGCCCGGCGCGGGGCUGGAGGGUGCGCCUCGCCCCGCUGUAGCGCUGUGUAUGGUGCGUUAGCACGGGAACUUGAGCUUGGAAUUGUGUCUCUGGGAGCUCCCAGAAAACAGGUCCCCAGUCUGUAGCUUCCUGCCACCUCUAGGAGAGGCCGUGGUGGCCCCGAGUCCCCAGCAGAGACUCUACAGCAUCCAGACCCCUGAGAACAACCUGGAAAGAGGAGCUCGCAGCUCAGAAAUGCGUUUGGGACUUUAGGCUGCAGCCCAGAGACUGGAUCGCUGCGGCUGGAGAACGGCCUAGGCUGGAGCUGUGGGACCCUCGUCCUCACCCUGGAGCCUUCCUGCCUGGCACAGCUGGACUCUCCCAGUGUCAGGGCCCUGUGCCCAUCGCAGGCCCCUCUAGGCCACCAGCUUCCCCGGAGGUUUAUAAGGGUCUGCAGGGCCAAGGGCCACCAGAGGGCCAGGUUCCAGACACAGAUUGCCCAGGGGCCCUCUGCUGUCUGGUGGGCUCAUGGCCCAAACAUCGAGACCCUGGUGGGGCACCCAUUUGAAACACAGUGGAGGGGGCUGCCCUUCUGUGAGACUGAGGGGUACAGUCUCCCAGGGAGCCUCCACCCACCACCCAGGGCUCAAUGACAAACGAUGGCACGCAUCCUCACCCUCUGACUGCUGCCCACCGCUGGCUAACCCAGUGCAGGCCCUGUGACCUGCGCCCCCACCCCCACUGCUUGGGCAUAGGCCCUCCAGCGCUGUGGGAGUGGCUUGGGCAGGGCUGCAAGGGCCAUCCCCAAGGCCUCAGCCUGCCGUCUCCCAUCUGCCCUGCGUGCUGCUUAUCAGGUAACCAGAGCCGACAGCCUCAUCCACACCUGAAACAGGAGGCCCGGCCCUGUGUACGAGCCGCUGAGAACCGGAGCCCGAGGAUGGAAGGGCAGCGGGCACUCACGGCCGCCAAGGCCGGGGAUGUGGCCACCUUGGAGCAUCUGCUGGAGGCCGGCGUCCUGGGCCCAGGCAUCACUGAUGCCCUAGGAGCCGGCCUGGUGCACCACGCCACCCGGGCCGGCCACCUGGACUGCGUCAGGUUCCUGGUACAGCGGGCCAAGCUGCCCGGCAACCAGCGGGCCCACAACGGGGCCACACCAGUGCACGAUGCCGCCGCCACAGGCAGCCUGGCCGAGCUGUGCUGGCUCGUCCGCGAUGGGGGCUGCGGUCUGCAGGACCAAGAUGCCUCGGGCGUCUCCCCACUGCACCUGGCCGCCCGCUUCGGACACCCAGUGCUGGUGGAGUGGCUGCUCCACGAGGGCCACUCGGCCACGCUGGAGACACGGGAGGGGGCCUUGCCGCUGCACCACGCUGCGGUCAGUGGGGACCUGACCUGCCUGAAGCUCCUGACAGCUGCCCACAGCAGCGGCGUGAACCAGCGGACACGCAGUGGCGCCUCCCCACUCUACCUGGCCUGCCAGGAGGGCCACCUGCACCUGGCACAGUUCCUGGUGAAGGACUGUGGCGCUGAUGUGCACCUGCGCGCCCUUGAUGGCAUGAGCGCCCUGCAUGCCGCUGCCGCCCGAGGCCACUACUCGCUCGUCGUCUGGCUGGUCACAUUCACCGACGUCAGCCUGACGGCGCGGGAUAACGAGGGAGCCACAGCCCUCCACUUCGCGGCCCGAGGCGGCCACACACCCAUCCUAGACCGGCUCCUGCUGAUGGGGGCUCCCAUCCUGAGGGACGCGUGGGGCGGAACCCCCCUGCACGACGCAGCAGAGAACGGGCAGAUGGAGUGCUGCCAGACCCUCGUCUCCCACCACGUGGACCCUUCCCUGCGGGAUGAAGAUGGUUACACGGCAGCGGACCUGGCGGAGUAUCACGGACACCAGGACUGCGCCCAGUACCUGCGGGAGAUGGCCAGGCCGGUGCCACUCCUGAUGACGCCCCCCCCACCACCGUUCCCUCCUCCCCCACUGUCAGCCGCGAGGCACUCCCUGGAGGACGGAAGAACAGGGGGCUCGGGGCUCGGGCAGCCCACCCCCACGACUCUCAGCCCCACCUGGCCCGGGCGGCCCGACCAGCCGCCACCGAGGGAGCAGAUGACCUGCACCACGCCCCCGGGCAUCUCCACCAGAGCCACAGCGGCCCCCACGGAUGCAGAGAUGGCUGUGGCGGGGGACACCCCAGAUGGCCUGGCCACGCUGCAGCUGGACGGGCUGCCCUCAGGCGACCUCGACGGGCUAGUGCCCACGCGGGAUGAGUGCGGCCGGCCCAUCCCCGAGUGGAAGCGGCAGGUGAUGGUGCGGAAGCUGCAGGCGCGCCUGGGCGCAGACCAGGCUCCUGAGGCCCAGGGCGGCGGCUGGGGCUCCGGCCCCGUGGAGCAGGUGGCCUGGCGGUACUCGCAGACCCACCAGGCCAUCCUGGGGCCCUUCGGGGAGCUGCUGACCGAGGACGACCUGGUGUACCUGGAGAAGCAGAUUGCAGACCUGCAGCUGCGGCGCCGCUGCCAGGAGUACGAGAGUGAGCUGGGCCGGCUGGCGGCCGAGCUGCAGGCCCUGCUGCCCGAGCCCCUGGUCAGCAUCACCGUCAACAGCCACUUCCUGCCCCGGGCGCCCGGGCUGGAGGCUGAGGAGGCCACGGCCCCAAAGGCUGAGCCCACAGGCUCUGCAGAGGCCUCGGAGGUGGCACCCGGCGGGCAGCCCCUGCCCUUCUGGUGCAGCCACAUUGCCCGCCUGGUGCGCAGCAUGUCGCUGCUGCUGAAGGGCAUGAACGGGCUGGUGCAGGCAGAGGAGAAGCCGGCCUCUCGGGCCCCGCACGCCUGCAGGGAGGCCCUGGCCAGCCCCCCUCGGAGUGAGGCCCAGCGUGAGAUCCAGGAGUGGGGGGUGUCUGUGCGGACACUGCGGGGCAACUUUGAGGCGGCCCCCAACCUGCCUUGCGGCUCCAGCCUCAGCCCCUGCAAGCUGGGGACCCGGCCCGGGCAGUGCCUGAGCGGCUGCUGGCCAGCCCCCCCGAAGCCCUGCAGCAGCCCGACUGGAGGGGGGUCUGGGCCGGGCGAUGCAGAGGAGGCCAGUGACUCGGGCAUCAGCUGUGAGGAGCCCCCGUCAGAGGCCGGCCCCGCGCCCGGCCGGGACCCAGCCACCCUGCGCAAGGAGCGCAUCGUCAUGCUCUUCCUCAGCCACUGGAAGAAGUCAGCCUGCACACCGGCCCUCAAGGCGGCAGCCUGCAGGACCCUAGAAGCCCGCCGUGCGGGGCCACGGGCGCAGGGGGCAGCCAGGAGCCCCAGGCUGUCCUCCCUGCCCCCUGGCGACGGUCGCCAGCUCAGCCACCUGUGGCAGCAGCGCAGCAUCAUCUCUCACCUGCUGGGCCACUGGAAGACCAUCAUGGCUCACGUGCCGGCCCGCCAGCUGCAGCGGCUGAGCCGGCGGCCCCAAGGGCCCCUGUCCCCAGAGCAGUUCCUGCCCCAUGUGGCCGGGGCCCCUGUGCCCUACAGCAGCCUCUCGCUGGACCUCUUCAUGCUGGGCUACUUCCAGCUCCUGGAGUGCGACCUGCCGGCCGAGGAGCGAAAGAUGCGCCACCUGCUCUGCUUCGAGGUCUUUGAGCACCUGGGCGCCCACGGCUGGGAGGCCGUGCGCGCCUUCCACAAGGCCGUGACCGACGAGGUGGCCGCCGGCCGCCGUGCCUGGACUGACGGCUUUGAGGACAUCAAGGCCCGCUUCUUUGGCUCCAGCCAGAGUCCCACCUGGGACACGGAGCCUGGCCGCAAGUCAGGCCUGACCCCGCUCGGACCCCUGCCACACACCAGCGUCCCCAGCAGCGGCCCCAGGCCCACAGCGCGGCGGCUGGGGGGCGGCUCCCAGCAGGGCAGUUUCAACAGCAAGGACAUCUGCGGCUACAUCGACCGAAGCUUCGCCUUCUGGAAGGAGAAAGAAGCCGAGAUGUUCAACUUUGGAGAGUGACCUGUCCCCAGAGUGGGUUGGGGGUGUGUUGGGUUUUCUCUUUCCUCUCGCCUGCUAACGCCCUGCAGCCGGUAAGCCGGGCAAGCCUGGUGGACGGCCUGCUCACCCUCCCGCCCUGCCCGUUGCCCGCGUUACGUGGUCCCUCUCCCACGUGCGUCUCCUCGGAACAAGGACUCGCCUCAGAGCCCUCUCGCACGGCACUCGGGACGCGCCCUCGGUUGGCUGAGUUGGAGGGAAGCAGCGCCCACCCAGCUCCAGGAGGGCUCCCCGGCUUCCUCCCCUGCCGAAGACCCUCUCGUAGAGCCGGCCGUGCACACGAGGUUGCUAAAUAGAGCUCCCCAGUCCUGGCCGCUCACCCUGCCCCUGCCCCUGGGCAGCGCCUGUGCCCACAGAGGCCGAGUCCUCACCCAGUUCUGCCGCGGCGCCAGGCCAAAGCCUCCCGUCCCCUGCCGCGUGCUGCCCUGCCCUGCCCACUCCCGGGUCCUGGUGAGGGUGGACUGAGGGCCUGGGUGGGAGAGCCUCUGUCCUGGGCGUCACCCUUGUCUCUGACGCACAGCAGCCCGAGUAUGUCUAAGGAGCAGGGCGCCGCUGGCAGCUGGGAGCACCAGGACGCUGUCUCUCGGGCAGCGGGGCCCUGGCUCUUGGAUCCAACACGCCACCAGCAGAGACAGAGAGGGCUGCUCCGCCGGGCGCUGCCCUGCGCCGGCUGGCAGGAGGCAAGGGCGGAGGGAGGGUCUGGGCUGGGCCCUGGCUGGGUGGUCAGGAGGUUGGGCACUCCGGUGUCUCCCGUCCCUUGUGUACCCCUUGCUGACGGUCAGCUCUAAGGGCCUAAGGAGGGGGGUGUGGCACGCACUGAGCCCUCCAGGUCACUUCCUGGCCGAGUGCUCAGGGCACUCCUGGCUCAGGGCACCCCUGCCCACUCACCGUGGCCUCAGGCAAGUCCCUCCGUGGCAUCUGGGCCUUGGUUUCCCAGCUGAGGGGCAGGAUCGAGGCCAAGAGGGGCACCCCACAAACCUUAGGGUUCCUGGAGGACCUGGGUGGGCUGCCCAGUGAGGGGUGAGGCGGGGGCUCAAAUCCAGGUUUGUGGCCAGAGGAGGGAGGGGACAUCUCUGCUGGGGUGCUCAGGGCUGACCCCCAAGUGACCUCCUGCAGACACCCUGCCUCUAGGGGGAGUAGGCCAGGGUGGGGCUGGGAACCCUGGCCUGGCAGCUCACCUGUGUCCUCGGAGCAGGCAGGGGCUGGCCCUGGCAGGGCACACUCGCAGCUGCAAGGCCUAUUUGGUGCCUAGAAAUCUGUUGUCCAGUUGGCAAAAAUCCAACUGAGGACUCCGGAGCCCCAACGUGUGCACCCCGGGGGCUGCAGAUGUCAGCCAGGUGGCCAGACCCGAGACACAGGUGUGAAACCCAAGGGCUUCCCGAUGAGCCAAACCACACUGGGCGGGGGGGCCAUCUCCCCAGCCCUUGUGUGCGGGACGAGGACGCAGAGAAGCAGGACACGGUAGCGAAGGCAGCAAAGAACCUUUGUCCACCACUUUCGUCCUCGU